CAACAAUUUUCAUUUGCGGGACUACGAAGGAAACUACCGGUUCAGUGCGGGGUGUCCGCCGCGACGUUUGGGACGUCGAAACUACGACGCUCCGACGACCGGCGACGUCGACGACAAAAAUAAAAAAAAAAUAAAAUAAAAUUGCGCUCAAUUUUUUUCGGAUCACCUAUAUAUAUAUAUAUAUACUUUUUUUCCACAAUUAUACAUAUACAUAUAUAUAUGUAUAUAUACCAACACAUAUACAUAACAAUGAUUAUUUGUAAUAUAAUCUCUGCUCGCAAAUUAAAUCGGAAUAGUCUUCCUUUAAUAACAAAACAAAUUAUUGUCAGACGACUUUUAUUUUCAUUAUAAAAAUAGAAAAAAAAAAUUUUAUGGUGAUGCAAGAGUUGUGCCUCGUUAUGAUAAAUAAAAAAUUAAUUGAUUAUUUGUAAUUAACAAUAUAUAAUUAGUACAAAUUUAAUAUUUUAAUAAAUUUUGUGAGAAGCGCACGAUUGUUUCGACGUCUGAUGUAACGAGCAACGAAUGUUCCAACAACGAGAGGCGAUCACCCCGCGCGAUUGAAGACAAAAUUUUUGAUCAUAUAGAUCGACUCAGGAAGUCAAAUCAACAACAGAGGUAGUAAUAGAAGACAAGUGAGUUGGGCGAAAAUCGAUGGCCAUCAGCGCCCAUGGGCGGCCUCGCGUUUAGGACAAGGAAUAGCCCCUCCCAGAAGACCUCGCUCCGGUGGGGUGACUGCUGCCCCCCAAAUUCCAGUCCCCCAUCAUCGUCGGCCCUACGAAAAGGCCCUCACCAGGAUAUGCCACCUCUGCCCGUGUGAGGUUGUCCCCCGCUGUUGCGUGCCUGUAUUCCACGGGGUCUUCAGAGGUUUCCAAACGUUCCCAAAUCAGAUCGCAUACCGAACCUCUCGGAUCUCCGUCUUGGUCAGCUCGAAUUUACGCCAGUUGACUUUUCUUCCCCGAAGAUGAUUAACAUUGCCGGGGUCAUUUCCAUCCUUUUAUUUUACAUCCUUAUUCUCGGCGUGGGAAUAUGGGCCGCCAGAAAAAAAGAGGCCGGCAACGACUCCGAGGAGGAGGUUAUGUUGGCCGGUCGUUCGAUUGGAUUAUUUGUCGGAAUUUUCACCAUGACGGCAACAUGGGUCGGCGGUGGUUACAUCAAUGGUACUGCCGAGGCAAUUUACACCAAAGGUUUGAUCUGGUGCCAAGCUCCCUUCGGAUAUUCUCUCAGUCUUAUUUUCGGUGGAAUAUUCUUCGCCAAUAAGAUGCGACAGCAGGGGUACAUCACAAUGUUGGAUCCUCUCCAGGACGCAUUUGGAGAACGAAUGGGUGGCCUUCUAUUUCUUCCGGCCCUUUGUGGUGAGGUUUUCUGGGCCGCUGGAAUCCUUGCUGCACUUGGUGCCACAUUGGCAGUGAUCAUUGACAUGGAUCAUAAAACAUCAGUUAUUGUUAGUGCAGGAAUUGCCGUUUUUUAUACAUUAUUUGGCGGCCUUUAUUCCGUCGCCUAUACGGAUGUCAUCCAACUAUUCUGCAUCUUCAUUGGACUGUGGAUGUGCAUUCCAUUCGCUUGGGGAAAUCCCAAAGUGCUUCCAUUGAGUUCAAUGGAUGUUGAUUGGAUAGGUAGAGUUGAUCCGAAGGAAUAUUGGUCCUAUGCAGAUUAUGGGCUGUUGCUUAUCUUCGGAGGCAUUCCCUGGCAGGUGUAUUUUCAAAGGGUCUUAUCGUCAAAAAGUGCUGCCAGGGCACAAAUCCUAAGUUAUGUGGCUGCCUUUGGAUGCAUUCUCAUGGCAAUACCUCCUGUUCUCAUUGGUGCCAUCGCCAAAUCAACUCCUUGGAAUGAAACGGGAUAUAAAGGACCGUAUCCUUUGACGGAAUCUGAGACAAGUAUGAUCCUGCCAAUGGUCCUUCAGUACCUGACACCUGACUUUGUUUCGUUCUUUGGUUUGGGGGCUGUUUCUGCAGCGGUGAUGUCUUCAGCGGACAGCAGUAUUUUAUCAGCAAGCUCGAUGUUUGCAAGAAAUGUCUACAAGCUGAUUUUUCGACAAAGAGCAUCCGAAAUGGAGAUCAUCUGGGUGAUGCGAGUGGGAAUUUUAGUUGUUGGAGUCCUCAGCACAGCGAUGGCCUUAACCAUACCAUCAAUCUACGGUUUAUGGUCAAUGUGCUCAGACCUUGUAUAUGUAAUACUGUUUCCUCAAUUGCUGAUGGUUGUACAUUUUAAAGACUACUGUAACACCUAUGGCAGUUUAUCAGCAUAUAUCAUAGCAUUUUUGGUAAGACUCAGCGGUGGUGAAGAAAUGUUGGGACUCUCGCCAGUUAUUUACUAUCCAGGCUACGAUGAAGAAAAUAAAGUUCAACUAUUUCCCUUUCGAACAAUGGCAAUGUUGAUGUCAUUAGUGACAUUAAUUGGCGUGUCAUAUGGCACCCAAGUACUCUUCCUCUCAGGUAGACUUGCUCCGGGUUAUGAUAUAUUUAGAUGUGUUGUCAACAUUCCUGAGGAUGUACAACGAGUGGGACCUGAUCCCGCUGAAGGUGAACAAAUGUCUGUUCUUGCAGCGGGUGUAGGAAGAAUUUAUGGCAGCAAGGAUGAAUCGAACGGACGAGUGAAUCCAGCGCUCGAGCCGGACUACGACAUGGAGCCGGGAUACAGGGCCGUUGGUGCUAGUGAUAAUGAUGAUGAUGAUAAUAUUGGCAGCGGGGGUGGUGGGGGCAUUGGGGCACAUAUGGUACCCCGUGGACCCAGCGGACUCAGACAGCCACAAUCUAGUACUGCGUUCUAAUCCCAAGUUCCGUGAUCGGAUGCUGUGACCAACAAUAAGUCCGGUGACGCGGUGUCUUCUUUUUCCUUCUCUCUUUUUGUCUUUCCACUUUUAGUUUUCUUUUCAAAUGUCAUCCAUAAUAUUAAUGCAUUCUUUAAUUUUCUUUAGUUUAUUUUUUGCCUUGGUUUUCUGCUUUUUAUAUUAUGAUCAAAAUCACUCUGAGGCUUAUCGCAUUGAUUUAUUGCAAUCGAAACAAAUUUUCUUAUCGGAAAUUGCCAAAUGGGGGAGCUGAUAAGCUCCUUACCAAGAGGUGUGAGAUUUUCAGAUAGCGAUAUCCAUGCUGUAAGUCUCAAAUUUUUUCUAUCGAUGAUUCUUUUUCGAAUUUUUUGCUCGUUCGAUGCUUCAUUUUGGAAUUUGUUUUUUCUGAUUUUAAUUUUUAUCUAUUUUUAAUUAAAAUUUGUUUUUUUUUUUGAACCAUUGGGAGGGAAAUAUUUUUGAAAUUUUAAGCACUCAUUUAUAAACGCAAUCUCUUGAUGUGAAAAAUAAUAUUUGUUGUUUGUUGCUUAAUUUCAAAAUUAUUAAUUUUCCAGUGUUUAAUUUAAUUUAAUUCAAAUUACUUUUUAAUAUAUUCUAAUCAUCUGUCAUUUGAGAAGUUUCCAGUCAAAAUUCCAGUCUUUUUUUUUUAAAUGAAACUUAUUUUAAUAGUGAACGAUUUUAAAAUUGACCUCUAGUAAAAUAUUUUCAAAUAAAGAAUUAAUAUAAAUAUAUAUAUAUGCGGGAAUUAAUAGACUCGAAGCCUCUUUAAAAUGAGGGAUGAAAUAUUCACAACCACCGCGUCACCUCUUAGGCCUAGUGAUUAUCUUGUUUUUCUUUUGAGAUAUAUAUAUAAAAUUAUAUUCUAAUAAUAUAUAUAUUUAGAGUCUACCAACUGCUUGCGAGGAGUUUAAAUUUAAAUGGCCGAACCACUUGGCGAUAUAUCGACAUUUCGUGAUAUUAAAAUCAAAUAUUUUUAUUUUUUUUUUGGGAGAAUUUAAUCUCUUUUGGAGAAAUAAUUUUCACUUCCUGUUGAUGUAUAGUACCUAAAUAUAUAUAUUCUAUCGAAAAAAUAAUAUAAAAAUUUAUUAUAAGAUAUAUAUGUCAACUAAUAAAAUAAUUCUUGUUGGAUGAAUUCAAUAUUUGCAUUCUUCGAAUCUACAUUUAUUGUUCAAUGUAGAAAUAAGAUAUUUAUUAUGAAGAGUUGAAACAUUAUUGAAAAAAAAGUGAAAGUAUUUCUCCAGUAGAGAGGUAAAAUAAAUAUUGAUAUUGUGGAUACGAUAUAAUGUUAAUGAAAGAACGAGCGGCUUUAGUUUAGAAACCACAAAGUGCGGUCCUCAGGGUGGUCGUAAUGGACGGCCUUUCUUCAAAUAUAAAUAUAUAUAUAUCUGACUGUGCUGAUUAUGAUUAGAAUUUGUCGUUUAUGCCGAAGGUGUGUAAUUAUCUCCAUUGAUGUUAGAGAAAGCUUUUGUACUUGCUAUCGAUUAUAUUCCCUUCGCUUCGCCCAACGACAUAAUUAAAUAUGUCUUUCAGAAAUUAACUCUUCAUAGGGUCGUUGCGUGUUAAAAAAAACAGUUGUUUCUUUUAUUAUAAUCCCCUUUUUUUAUUAUUUCCUAAAUAUUUCGAAUUUUUUUUCUUUAUCAAAUAAAAAGGUUAUAAAUAGAAAAAAGAAAUUGAGCAACGACUCUUAUUUUCAAUAGCCGCUCGUUCUGAAAAUAGCAACAAAAAAAAAAAAAUCGAGAUGUCGAACGAUGCGGAAAACCCUAGUUUUACGCUAGUUAAUUGAAAGUGGUUUGUAGAGGAGUUUUGAGUAUGCUCAUUAGGAGUUCUUUAGACGUAUCUAUAAGCACUUGAGUGCAUCAAUCUCUGCCACAAUAAAACCGCCAAAGCGCCAUGUGGAUCGGCCGUCGUGUAAAUCCGUUGUGUUUAUCAUAUAGUAUAUACAUACAUAUAUAAUAUAAAGCAUACAUUAUAUCGCGAACAUAAUUGCAAAACAAAAAAGAAAAUAAGCGAGAGAAUUUAAUAUAUAUAGAUCGAUCAACGUGGAUCAAAGUAUGGAAGUAUAUAUAUACAUAUCUAUAUAAAAAAAAAUUAAUUAUACAUAUCCAUGAGAAGACUUAUAAAGAACGACGACGUACAAUGUUUUAGAGGGUGCAAUAUAUACGUAUAUAUUUAAGUUAAACAAACGUUUACUUUCACAUUCGUAUAAUAUAUAUUAAACGAUUCGCUAUAUCAUUGUUAUUUAUUACCAUCAUUAUCGACGUUACCGUUGAUACUGUACAGUUAUUAUAUACAUUUAUAUACAUAUAUAUAUAUACAACAUGUAUACAUAUCACAUAUGUAUAUUGUAUUUAUUAUCAUCGCUGCUCUAGUAGUUGUUGCGCAAACUUCUUUUUUUUGUGUUUUUAAUUCAUUCGCGGUAACGAAUUAUAACGAUUAGAAAUAGUGUUGUUCUGCUUUUGUCUUAUUUUGAUCGCAAAAAAAAAAAAAAUAACAAGUUUUAUUUAGAUUGUUAUAUAAAGGGACACACACUUUAGGUGAAAUUCGUUCAAA
Messenger RNA from Leptopilina boulardi, 5332 nucleotides. RefSeq names its product high-affinity choline transporter 1 (gene ChT). Gene Ontology annotation, biological process: choline transport; acetylcholine biosynthetic process; transmembrane transport. Gene Ontology annotation, molecular function: choline:sodium symporter activity. The record is from RefSeq and is a predicted model, not a curated record. Bases 962 to 2767 code for a protein of 601 amino acids. The transcript is spliced from 7 exons. Gene Ontology annotation, cellular component: plasma membrane. NCBI's taxonomy places the organism in Eukaryota, Metazoa, Arthropoda, Insecta, Hymenoptera, Figitidae.